UAGCGUUGCGCCUCUGCAGGACUGUCAAGCUUCGAGCGGCUCCUGCUCACGGCGCCUCGCAGCGAGCCACAAGAGCGGAGAGAGGGAGGGGCAGACUCAAAGCAAGCAGAUCGCCUCCGUGGAAACAAAAAAAAAAAAAAAAUCACGAACCUUCUGAUACCCCCAUUGCAACACGAGCAAUGGUCUUUAUCUCCGCCUGACCAUGGUGCGUCUUGUUAAAGCAAGAGGACAGGGCGCGGUUUAAAAUACAUACAUGGUUUUGUGAGUUGGGGGUGAGGAAUUCGUAAAUAAAGGACCCCCUCCUCUCCCUGCUGCUGCAUCAUCUUUUGAGCAUAAUGUCAAAGGGAAAACACAACGAGGCGCGUAUCAACGCAAACGAUGUGUAGUAGUACAACUUCCUACGGAUCGCUGGUCCUGAGCACCACAACAGAGGAUUGAGAGGAGUAUCGAUCGGUCUGUAAAUAAAUAAAUAAAUCGGCAUGGAUCCGCGCUAAAGAUGUCCCUGUAGUCGUGGCUGACUCCGGUAGCAGAAGACGUGGAGGAGAAAACGGAAUGUAAGUCUCUUGCUUCAGAACAGAGAGAAGAAGGAACGAAUUGCAAAAGGAAGAGGUGGGUCUGGAUGAGGGCGCGAAGCUGCGCUUAAAGCGACUGGCGCUGUCCGUUCAGCACCACUGCCGUCACCUUGCGCUGAAUGUCAUCAGGCGCCGAGAAUAAUUUACCAAUUGAAAUCGACGGAUCUGGGUCUUGGGUUUCAGUUUUAGGAAUCGAGCAUUUGAAUUUUUCUUCUCUCCUUUUGGAAUAAUGGCCGUUUUUUGACGUUUUAUUGUUUGUACUGUGAUGUUGAAUGUAAACAUUUUGGAUAUUGCAAUUUUUCAUCAUUGUGCUUCUGGGGGUAGCUACAGGCUGGUAAUCGCUUUCUUUGACAGCCGCUUAAAACCGCCGUCGAGGCACUGAUUACUUCACUAUAUUAGCUGUUGCGUUUUUGUCUUUUUAUUACUGGAACCGCAUAUCUUUCUCCCCUACUUUCAUUUCUUAUCAAUAACGCACCUUUUAUUUGGCUUUCCAUCUUUGCUCAUCAUUCCUGUCCCUUCCCUUCUCCUUUCCCCUUCCCCUCUCGCACAUGUCAUCCGGGUCCCACCGCGUUGCCCCGUGUACGGUUAGCGUUGUAAUGCCUGUAACUUAUUCGAGACAUGCCUAAGGGACGCGAUGGGCCAAGGCGACGAGAACGAUCGCAUUGUAAUAAACGUGGGAGGGACCAGACACCAGACUUACCGCAGCACCCUGCGCACGCUGCCGGGCACCCGGUUAGCCUGGCUCGCUGAACCAGAUGCGCACAGCCACUUCGACUACGAUCCAAAGAUCGACGAAUUCUUCUUUGACCGGCACCCUGGCGUGUUUGCGCACAUCCUCAACUACUACAGGACUGGCAAGUUGCACUGUCCUGCAGAUGUUUGCGGGCCCUUGUACGAGGAAGAGUUGGCGUUCUGGGGCAUCGACGAGACAGACGUGGAGCCAUGCUGUUGGAUGACCUAUCGGCAACACCGAGAGGCUGAAGAGGCCCUGGAUAGCUUCGGCGGAGGAGCCCUCGACAUAGGCAACGAGGAAGCUGAUGGGGACGGCAUGGGGGACUCGGGAGACGGCGACGAGGAGCUGGAAAUGACUAAAAGAUUGGCACUGGGGGACUCCCCGGAUGCCAAAUCUGCGGGACUGUGGCGGCGCUGGCAAAAGCGUGUUUGGGCACUCUUUGAAGAUCCUUAUUCUUCUAAAUAUGCAAGAUGGGUGGCAUUUGCCUCGCUGUUCUUCAUCCUGGUGUCCAUUACCACGUUCUGCCUGGAGACGCAUGAGGCCUUCAACCCCAUCACCAACCGCACGGAGCUGGAACACUCAGAGAAUGGCACGCUCGAGCGUGUGAUCCAGGAGACCGAGACUGUGGUCUACCUCACCUACAUCGAGGGCGUGUGUGUGGUGUGGUUCACCUUCGAGUUCCUCAUGCGCGUCACCUUCUGUCCGGACAAGCUAGAGUUCAUCCGGAACACCCUCAACAUCAUUGACUUUGUGGCCAUCCUGCCCUUCUACCUGGAGGUGGGGCUCAGUGGCCUGUCUUCCAAAGCUGCCAAGGACGUGCUGGGCUUCCUCCGCGUGGUCCGCUUCGUCCGCAUCCUGCGGAUCUUCAAGCUGACGCGGCACUUCGUGGGGCUCCGGGUCCUCGGCCACACCCUGCGGGCCAGCACCAACGAGUUCCUGCUGCUCAUCAUCUUCCUGGCCCUGGGCGUGCUCAUCUUCGCCACCAUGAUCUACUACGCCGAGCGAAUCGGGGCCAAGCCCAACGACCCGCGGGCCAGCGAGCACACGCACUUCAAGAACAUCCCCAUUGGAUUCUGGUGGGCGGUGGUGACCAUGACCACCCUCGGCUACGGGGACAUGUACCCCCAAACUUGGUCGGGCAUGCUGGUGGGCGCCCUGUGUGCCCUUGCCGGCGUGUUGACCAUCGCCAUGCCCGUUCCUGUCAUUGUCAACAACUUCGGAAUGUACUACUCCUUGGCAAUGGCUAAGCAGAAGCUACCAAAGAAAAAAAACAAGCAUAUCCCACGGGCCCCUCAGCUUGGCUCCCCCAAUUACUGUAAGUCGGGUGUAAACUCGCCACAUCACAGCACACAGAGCGACACGUGCCCCCUGGCACAAGAAGAGAUAUUAGAAAUAAACAGAGCAGCCUGUGAGGCAGUAGGGAAGGGGGAGCCCCAGGAAAGCACAGACACCCUCUCCACUAAUGGGCAGAGGUGAGCAUGCAUGCUCAUGCAUGUAGGACCAGAGGUGGACAGUUACAAAGACAGUGGGCAGAGGCAGGGAGAUGCAUUGUGGGAUGGUGAUUAGGGGUGCUUGACUUGGCUAUAAUGAAUUUUCAUCCCUCUAUGCAAGAUAUAUAAGAACGCCUCUCUGUCUGGAAAACCUGCCCUGCAAUGGCACUCAUUUUAUCACUUUUCAACAUAUUUAAACUUUUUUUUUUUUUUAAAUCAGGAAGUUAUACAGCUAAGAUGUUCCUCUGGCUAUUGUUGUUGUGUUAGACCCCAAAUUAACCCAGAUAAUGUAGCUGAUGAGCCAGAAUCCCAGAAGUGAUAUGAUGCCUUUGAAAAUUAAGCAAAUAAGAAAUAUGUAUGGAGGUAGAGAUGCAUUCUGAAGGUGGUAUCUGUCUCACCUUGCCAACUUUGCCAGGCUUGAGACACUGAUACGUUGCGAUAUAAUACCAUUAAGGUAAUGUGGAGAUAAUGUACAAUAAAAUUUUAUGAAGAGGACCAUUAAGUUAUUGUGCUCUUAAGGCCAAGUAGUUCUGAAAUUCAUGUGGGGGAGCCAUUUUACUGGGCUGCCAUCCAUCUUUGUGUGCAUCAGCAUCUUUAUCCCAUUGCACCCCCCUUGGGCAAGUGGCAACUCUGCUCUCAGCAGAUGUUUCAAGCACCACAGGCUCAGAGCUCAAACUUCCCACAGGUCUGGGGCUAUUGGGCUAACAGGUUUUAUGCUGUGCUUUUGUACUGAUGUUGUGAAUUGUAUAUUCUUAUCCCAAAAACUGUUUAAGGGAUAGGCAGAGCAGAGUCAGGAGUCACGUGUUUAUCUGUAGGAAGAGAAUACCCACAGUGCUUUGCAAGCCUCAGCCAGUUCUCAAAAAGGAAUUCUAAUUGACCAAAAGAUCAGUAUGGAGUCUAGCCCUCCUCUCCUCCUGCUUUCAAAUAGUCCCCUGUUCGUCACUUCAGCGUUCAGGAGGCAUUUUCAUCUUGGCACAGCAAGGCGGAGAGGAAGGGGACUUCAGAUCAGUUUGUAUUGCCAUCAAAACAGCAGAGGGAGGCAGCGCAGCAAGCAGAAGAGCCUCCGUCCCUAAGCAAUCGUCACAGCUCAAAAUUAGCACAGCAAGAGAACAUCAGAACACAGCCUAAAUAAUGAGGUAAUUCAGGCCGAUCCAGGCUAUUGGUCCUGCCGCGUUUUACAUAUUUGACUUCAGCUUCCACUGGGUGGGGAAGGAGAGAGCUGGUUUUCUCACCUUCCCACCACCGGAUCCUGUAUUUUAUUUGAUGUCUUAUAUAUUUCAUUCAGCCGCAUCCCUUUGGAGUUCAGGCUUGUUGCCAUGACAACAGUGUUCGAGCGACAGCGCAAUAGGAUUCCAGCUCUGUAAUGAGCCGCAGCCAUUCACGGGCUUAAACUCCUAUACUAGUCACACAAGUGGCGUAGCUCUGCAGCACUGACACUGGUCUCUCAUAAACACACGCACACAUGCACGCGUGCACACACACACACACACACAUACACACACCGGAAUGCACUUACACAGAAUAGUAUGCAUUGAAGAAUGUUAUAUUGAUAGAAUGAUAGAACAUCAUUAUCAGAUUAAUGUAAACCUGAAUGGUACUGGAGCUUUUGAAAUGAAAAGUCUUGACAGAGAAACAUUACCCUGAUGAGGGAUCUCAUGCUCAAUGCAGCAGUCCAUUGCUUACACACAAGGCAUUAUAUGAGAGGAAAUGGGAAACUUUGACAUUGGAGAAACGUCUGCAAAUGUCGGUGUGAAUGCAAAUGACAUCCCCCCCCUAGUGUAAUCCGUCUCCAUCCUUCCCACUUGCAAUGACACAUCUUCUUACGUUUGCACAUGGUGUCACGUGCUUCGACACCAAUUUGCCUUCGCUCUAAAUGUGUUGUAAUUAGCAUUCCUGCUGCAAGCCCUGAAGGUGGUAUUCUCGCUGGGUUGCAAUUAUGCCUAAUUGUCCCAGUGCAGAGCCGAGCUCCAGUCCUUGCAAGUCCCAGGGCGCCAGCCAGGACACUGGACUCAAAACACAAGAGGACUCCUUAGCACCACACUCAUUGCUGACUGUGACAAUAUACCCACCAGGGCUUUCUUAAGAGACUGUAAACACGAUUUUCCCUCACACACUGAGUCACAUCACCCUCAGAGAUUAAUCAGCCAGAAACAAACGCAUACUGGAUUAGUACUCUCUGAACCAGUGUAUACUGCGGUACAAUAAUAAGUUAUACAGUAAGCUCUUGGUUAAUUCUGAUUAGGUUUGGUACUGGUUUUCUUUGCACCGAACAUGACCUGAGGUCCUUAUUCAGACAUUGAAAAACUGUUCUCUUUCUAGGUCUAAAUAAUCCUUCAAUUCUAGGUCAAGGCAACAGUGCAACCAGACCCAUAUUUACCUUUGAGUGCUGUUGCUCACAUAUGGCCUUAUUUUUUUAUUCAUUCAAGUUGUUUGCCACCCAAAUGGAACUUUAUCCAUGCUGGUUUUGUUUGUAAGGGGGCUAUAAUGGCUGCAUUCUCCUAGGGUCUCCAAUGAAAUGGCCCAAGCAUCUACUUAAUUGGUCCAAAUGAGAUCUUUGAAAUCACAUGAAAUGUCCAGCCCCAUGUGGCUCAAUCACUCUCAUCUGGCUUCUCUUAAAGAUUGAAAGUCAUGUGUUGUUUAUUUUUAAUUUGCCCUCAUUCAGGGUAGUUUCCCUUUUAUUUUUUAAUAAAUGUGGAAAACUACUGUAACUCAGGUUGGCUGAACCCUGGGCUCAAGUAUCUAAGAGGGUUGCACCCCACCAGGAAACUGGGGCACCAGAUUUUACAGCACUGCAUGUUGAUUUUUUACCUUUCAAGGGUAUAACCCAUUCCCCACCUAUGAACCCACCCAUAGACCUUCCCCAAAGUCACAUGAGCCAUGCAAUUUUUAAUGGACACACAGUGCACCAUUUGUGGCUAUCAUAAGCAAAAUCUUGCAAUAAACUUUUGUUUGGGAGCUGUGGACCAAGGUUCUGAAUCUAAACCUGGCCCUCUGAGGCUCUGAAUCGAGUUUAAAGACACAUUGUCCAAAGGCAAGCUGGGUUCAACUCGGGGUGGAAGAGUUAACUACUCAACUGAAAAAAACUGCACUUCUAAGCUCCUCAUCUUUCUCUUCAGACAGUUUCGUGCAGGUUGGGCUGCGAGUCUUUAGAUGAGUGCCAGCAAAGAUGUCCGAACCAAUCGGGAGGAGCCUCUUUGAUUUUGGUGGAGGCGGAACCACGCUCAUACCAGAUAUCCUCUGGCAGGGACUGAGCAUGUGCAGAUUCACUCUGCAAAAAAAGCGCUUUGUUUUUCGUGGUGACCCUUCUUUCUAAAGGAGACGGACCCAGAGGCAUGAGCAGACUGCAAAACUAAAUGCCGUCCUUGUGAAAAACAUCCUCUGUUGUGUACCCACCCCCCUUUCCCCUAAAAAAUGUUCUAUUGUUGCCGUCCAGGAGAAAGCACAGGGGAAUGUAUAUAUCUGCCUAAGGCGUUGUUACAGAGCUGUCACUCUUAGGUCCAAUUCUUUUUUUUUUUUGGCCACACGGAGCAGAUAUUGUCCCCUAGAGAUAGACCAGCUUUAUCAGCACUCCAUUAGGGAUCCAUGCACUCUAUGCCUCUCUAUUCUUUUGUCCUUCCUAAAAGAUGGAAAAUAUUUGCAAUUGGCUAGCAGCGUACAUCACCACACUAGCACUGCGGGGCACAAGUGAACUGUAGGAAAAAUGAAAACAUCACUGCCAUCACGUUUGUAGCUACCGUGCAAAAUGACCAGGCAGUCCAUUGUAAAGGUCUGUCUUAAGAUUGCACCAUUAUUUAUUUAGCUGCAUUCAGCAACACUGCUCCAUGCAAGACUUAUGCAUGGCACGGAAAAUGAAAGCACAAAAAUAGGUGCAAACUACUCACUGACUAAUUCAGCAAAUCAAGCCCAUAAGGAGGUGACCAAGUCCCCCAGGGUGAUUUUUCUAUUUUCAAACUGCCUAGAUGCUGGGGGGCAGUGAGCAGGUGAUAAUUGUCCAUCUCACAAUUAUGAUUCCAUUCAUAAAGACUGUUUCGAGAAUGACAUCACUCUCUGGUGAGUCAGAGGCAGCAUAAGUAUGCUCUUCUGGCUUCUGCUACAUUCUCCCCAUAUGCCCAAAGCAACUUCAUCCAAGUAGCAUGUGUGAGUCUACAGUAUCUGAACCAUGACAUUAAUGUAAUUGGUGUGGUGGCCUGAGUGGGGGCACAAACGCCAAAACUUGCAACCACACAGCAGAAGACACGAUCAGCUUGCCAAAACCAACAUUCCAAGAACAGCGAACCAAUGAAACCCCUGAUGUCCUGACAUUAGGGGAUGACAUCACCAGCGGAAUAGGAGCCUUGUGACCCCUGCCACAUGUGCCGUAUGCAGGAUGGCUGUGGACAGUACUGGCCUUGUGAGCGUGUCACUUCCUGCGCAGGGAGACUCGAUACUGUUCCGCAGCUGCUUCGCAGUACAUCCCUCUGCAGAAGUGUUUAAUUACAGCUCAAAGUGUGUGCUGCAUGACCUGCAUAUUGAGACUCAAAGGAGGGAUGGGGGAGGAUGGCGAAGACAGAGCUGGAGAGUGUGGAACGCUAAGGCUAUUCUGAAGGCGGUGACUCAUCUGCCUCCCUCUUUCGCUCACAGACGAGUCUGCAUCGCGGCCCCAGCACUUCCUCUGUUUAAACCCUGCGCCGAACGUGACCCAGAUCCAUUGAUGUGAUGUGGACGUGUGAGGGUCUUAACUGCAUGACUUUCAGGCAGGCUUUGAGGGAUUUGAAUGAGGCUCUCUACUCCUUCACUGUUUGACUAUAAGAGAAACGAUGGAAACCGGUGGGAGUUUGUUUUUCCCCUCGAAAAAGACCUGUCACGUCGUUCCAGGUUCUCUUCCUAUUAUGAUGUGAAAAGGUUUGGAACUUCAAUCCAGAUCUGACCCUUCAAAACCCUGGUACAAUUUGUAGAAAAUUCUGCAGCAAGGCGAACUUUCCCUGUGAAAUCCGAGAGUUAAUAAGGUUGUCUUUUAGGGUGUUUUCAAAAUUAUACAAAACUACACAAACCGCGUUUAGAGUCACUCCAUACAUUGCAUGAUGAGUUAGGAAUAUCCCAUGCAUAAUUCAUUGAUGCACCUCUGAGGCUGACUGAAAUACAAAUUAGAUGAGACCAAGACCGUAGCUGGCACACAGUGGCAACCAGAGCCUGUUGAUGAAGUGACGGCCUUCAGUGCAUGCACACCUGGAGUGGUGUGUCAACUACGGUGAUGUCAGAUGAGGACAGGCAGAGGAAUGAGGCCGUCUGAAGCAGGCCCUUCCUCACAGGUGCUCGGAGGCAGCCAGCAAUCACGCGGUGACGGCAUCUGCCUAUCAUAUAUUAUUUACGACUGCAUGCGUCCAGAAAAAAAAAUGGAAUGUCUGCUUUUAAUGGGCAGCUCUAUUGUUAGAGUGCAGCUGGAAAUGCCCUUGAUGGCCCUUUUAGUCCGAGUUGUCUGCUGUUUUUGCUUAUGCUCGUGGAGCGUGGUUGUGUUUGUCUUUAGGUGUUUUCCCACCCCCCACCCCCAUUUUUACAUACAGUGUAUGUAUGCAGCCUUUAUAUUGAGAGCAUUUUACACAUUUGUUUCCAGGCUGUGCUGCCUUUACAGGGGAUGCUUGUAGAUCAUCUCUAACUGUCACCACUCCAUGACAAGCCAUUGUUUUAAAUGUUUGUAAAAAUCUCUGGAAUACUUCCUCUUAAGCAGACCUGCUUUUUUCCACUGCAGACGGAAAAUGCUUGAGUAGUUCCCGGACUGCACUUCUCCCACCUCCAGGAGUUACCAGCAUAUCAGGCCUAUCACACCCAUGAGAUAGCCGAAUCACUGAAUACACGUCAGGUCACAGCAAGUGGAACCUGAUACCCCCACUUUCAGGAUGGUAGUAGUAAGCAGUAAGUCCAGGCGGAGUUGCGGUCACAGUGCGCCUGCAGCAGAGUUGCGGUCCGCGCCGUAGUUGUAGGGUCACUCGUGAAAGAUGACACGAUACAGAGUGAAAUCCUUCACGUUAAUCUGUGGAAUUGCUGACUCAUGGCUGUGAGGGAGGAAAACUGAACUCAGGAAAGGGGACAAAAAUCACUAAACAACAGAAAAACAAUCGUGAUGCAGGCAGGUUCCAGGGGUACAGAAAACGUACAUAAACGCUAGGCCUUCUGAUCCCCAUGGGGUUUUUAACAGCAGCAGAUUCUUCUUCGGUUGGUCAACAGGCCAUAAAUUUGUCCAGAUUAGCAGAGCAUUGUGAGCAAAAGGCCUGCAGGUAAACACUUUGUUUCACUUUUGCACAGUUUAGAGCUAAUGUCCAGCUAUGACAGUUAAGUAGAUAAUCAAUGCACACUUCCUGCUCUACCCCCUCUGUGACUCAUUCCUUUGCAUCAAAUUGGAGGGAUUGCUACUGUGCAAACCAGACAAGACCCCCACCACUACCCAUAUCCAACUCCAUAGAAACUUACAUUUCUACUCCUGUGGACAUCCCCUACCUAACGUGCUGAAAUGCUUUGACGUGUUGACAAUGGAAGUUGAUCAUAAGA
Megalops cyprinoides (Indo-Pacific tarpon) is the source of this 9317-nucleotide messenger RNA. RefSeq names its product potassium voltage-gated channel, Shaw-related subfamily, member 1a (gene kcnc1a). Gene Ontology annotation, biological process: protein homooligomerization; potassium ion transmembrane transport. NCBI's taxonomy places the organism in Eukaryota, Metazoa, Chordata, Actinopteri, Elopiformes, Megalopidae. Gene Ontology annotation, molecular function: protein binding; delayed rectifier potassium channel activity. Gene Ontology annotation, cellular component: axon; neuronal cell body membrane; dendrite membrane. The record is from RefSeq and is a predicted model, not a curated record. The transcript has 3 exons. Bases 1207 to 2781 code for a protein of 524 amino acids.